Molecule: messenger RNA, 6969 nt
Organism: Lotus japonicus
Lineage: Eukaryota; Viridiplantae; Streptophyta; Magnoliopsida; Fabales; Fabaceae
Exons: 5
Coding region: 4776-6920 (714 amino acids)
Biological process (GO): meristem development; meristem maintenance
Source: RefSeq, a predicted model, not a curated record
UAGCCUAGCUAUGCAAUUCCUUCAAUAUUCCGAAGCAGCCACAAUACGAAAGGAAUUUGAGAUCUGAGCAAACGGGAAUGAAGUUCUUGUUCCAUUGCCCCUGUUGCUCAUGCUUUUGCUUCAUGAAGCCCAAGAAGAAGAAAGCAAAGGCAAAGGAGGUCAAGGUACAUUAUGAAGCCAAAGAAGAAAAGAACAAGUGACAACUGACAUGCAACUCCACGGCUUAGAGCUGUCUUUCCUUUCUACUUGUCAAUAGUCUUCUAUGUAUGUGUGCCUACUUUGUAAGGUUUGAACCAUUCACACAUUUUUUCUUCCAUCCAAUUUUUACCCACUUUUUCUUAUCUUUCUGUCUUCUCUUCCUAGUUUUUGCUGAGUGUGUGGAAUUGGGGUGUGAAUGAAGUUUUAUAUUGUACUGCUUUCUUCAUUUGACAUUGCCAUGAUAUCCAAAUAUCAAUUCAAAAUGUAUGAUGCCUUCUACUGGCACUGACACUGCUAAGGAUAGAAAAUAAAUCUGCCAUUGAUUGUCAUGCUAAAUUCCAUUCGGUUUGUAGAUUGUUUGAUGACACGGAAUUCUAUUUUGUCUUCUAAGUCGUUAGUUCUCUGUUAUCUCAGUAAAUAUGCAUACUUUUUUGUUAAAAUUUGCACUUGAUUCUUUGAUCACUGUGUGUGUAAAUACUUCCAAAAUUAUGCCCUUUUGGGUUUGUAAUUUAAAGAAAUAGGAAUCAACAUCAUUUCCCUCCAUAAUUUUCACCAAAUAGAAAAAGAUAAGAAACAAAAGUGAAGAAAGGAGAUCAAUAUGAGUUUAUAUAUUUUUAUACAUUGGUACAUUUUGUGCUUUUAUUUGCUUCUUAAAGCUUUUGUUUCCUUCUUGAUAUAUAGCAGUGCUGAAUAAGACGGAUAUGGUGUUGGCCCCAUGCACCUCCCUUCAUCCUCCGAUAAUAAUUUUCGCUACCUGAGCCAGCGCAGUGUGAGAUGAACCACCUGGCGACAAAGCCUUUUCAGCACUGUGCUUGAUCUCUUUCACUCUCUUCGUCACGGCACUGAUCCUUCCGUCACGCAACUGAAUCACCUCUCUCACCAUGCUCGCUAUCUCCUCCCUCCUCACCACCUUCUUCGUGGGCAGCUCCUUCGUUCGCACCGCCACGCCUAGCUCCUCCGCCAGCAACGUCGCGUUCAUCCUUUGCUCAGCAUACAGAGGCCAUGCGAUCAUAGGCACGCCGCUCAUCACACUCUCCAGGGUUGAACCCCACCCGCAGUGCGACAAGAACGCGCCAACCGAACUGUGCCUCAAAACCGUUACUUGUGGGGCCCACUGCGGAACUACCAAGCCCACUUCCCAAGUCCUCUCAACAAACCCUUCUGGCAACACACCAUCCCAAUCAUCACUAGUUCCACGCCCCAUCGUCAAAUAAGCCGCGUCCGUAACUCCUUCGGUGGGCGCGCGCACCACCCAAACAAACCUCUGCUCGCUCAAUUCCAAACCAAACGCUAUCUCCCUCAUUUGCUCAUACGACAUCGUUCCUCCGCUUCCGAACAACACGUAAACCACUGAAUCCCUAGGCUGUUUGUCCAACCACUGCACAACCCACCCGGAAUCCCAACCCGUUUCCGAAUCAGGUUCCCUCAUGAUGGGUCCCACCGCGUAGACCGGGACCUUCAAGACCCGACCCAUUAAAUUUUGGUCUCUUAGUGCCUCAAGGUCUCUACACUGAAGCUCCUCCCACGUAUUGACCAAAACGCCGUCGCUUCUCGGAAUUGCUUUUCCUAGUGUUAGACACUCCGAGUACUGCAUGUCGUUCCGGUCCUGCAUGGGGUCGAAAACGUCCUCCGGCCGAACCGGGCUUGACCCGGGUAUUGUAAGCGGCUUGUUCUGGUCCACAUACUGUCCUUCAAUUAUUUCAUCCAGCACCGACAAGUACACGAGCAGCGACAGAAACCAAGCAUGUGAAGUCACGUACACGAAUUUUCGGAUAUUGAGUUCAGCGGCAACUGGCAAGGAAUCUGUCCCAAAAAUGUCAACAAUGAAAGCGGAGGGACGGAGCUGCAUGGUGGAGAGCGCUGCUCGGAUGGCGGGCACGGCGGCGCGCAUCGUCAUGCAGAGGCGAGUGGCAAGAGCGGCUCCAGCUCCGGCAGGGAGGUCAGGCGGUGGUAUCUCGAUGACAUCGCAGAGAGAUGAUCUCAGAACCUCUGCUUCGGCGUUGGAGGCUUGGAAAGUGACGGCGAGGAUGGUGACUUUGAAGUUGUGGUGACGGAGGAAGCGCUUGCCGAGCUCGAUGAUGGGGAUGAGGUGGCCCAAACCAGGACUGGAAAAAAGAACCACGUGUGGUGGUUGGUUCUGCAUGUCUUCCAUAUGUGAUGACUGUGUUAUAAAAAUAGGCUUGAUCGUGAUGGAAAUCACUUUCCUUAAAGUAUUUCAAGCACUCUUUGAAUUUCGUCUUAGAGUUUGGAUGCAAGAAUACCCAGGAUAAUCAGCCUUGGUUCGAGUUUGCACAAGACUAAUGAAAACUCGAUAAGCAGCGAAGUAUUUUCUGGAAAACAGAGGAUAAGAUUGUGUGUUCUGAAUUCUGAACAUGCACUCUAUUUAUAGGCAAAAACAGAACAAUUCAUAAGGUUGCGACCCUUCAUGAAUUAUGUCUGUUACCAACAAAUAUGUGAAUAAUUGCGACCCUUCAUGAACAGGUGCAAAAUUCGAAAAACAAACAAACAGACGUUACGGCAACCGAGUCGCCGUCGUGUACUUGCCGGUGCCGUCUACAAGCCGCCACUAGCGCCUCAAGUGCCGUGCCGUCUACAAGCCGCCACUAGCGCCUCUACACCCACGCCGAGGGGUGGUGUGAAUGGAACAUGUGACAUAAAAGCUUGGGACCACCAAACCAUGCACAUGUAGCACUACAUCCUCACUUUGUCUCUUUGUUGAAUGGUUGGCAUUUAAUGAUAUAUAAAUGCUUUGGAAAGUUGCUCCACUUUCUAUGUGGGACUUCAUUCCAAUCCAUUCAAUGCAAAAUCAACACACUUGUCAUUUUGGAACACUAUGUAAUUAUUACUCCUUGAGUAAUUAUUACAACAGACUGAUGAGUAGGAAAAGGAAGGAGAAAGGGAUCAAUUUGCUAAGCUCGCAGCUAUUUUGUAGCUAUUUGGCUACAGUGUAUAGUCCACAACAGGAACAAAUAUGUAUGAUAUAUAUCGACAAUCCCAGCUCAACUUUCUGGUCCACUAAUUAAAUAUUGCCAUUUUGAUUACAAAAGAAACGUGUCAAUGCCAAACUUGGAUGGUGAUUUUUUAAAAUUUAUUUGUGGUACAGGGAAUAUGUGAAGCCUCUGGCUUAGAUUACAUUGUUUGUUUGGUCCAAGUCGGUGGUCACUUAAUUGGGGGAUUUGAAUUUUGAGAGAAGGUUGUCAUCUAAGCAAAGGACUGGGAUUUCAUUUCAUAUAGAAGUGUCUAGUCAUUGACUCAUUGUAUCUUGCUUUUGGUGAUCAUGGGUUAUUGUUUACAUGGAUUUUUGGGAAACAAAUAUCCUCUUAGUUCGACUAAAGGAAGUUUAGAUUUAGGGUCCUUUUGAGAAAACGCUUUGCCAAAGUGUUGUGUGUGUGUAAGUGCUUUUUCGACGACAACGAGUUGGUUUAAACAGAACUGAAUUUCAUUAAGCACGGGUCAAUUACAAAGAAAUCACAUACAUCAAAAUAACACAAAAGCUACAAGAGAUAAGGAUCUCGACAGGAAAAUGCAUACAGGAACUGGGAAUUAACAAGCUUAAAUACAAGAAAACUAAAGUGUUGGUUCUGCAACAUACUCCUUCAUCAUCACGUUUUGCUCCUUGAGUCUCAUUGAUGCGGACAUUUGGAGCUUUUUGGUGAAUUUUCAGAGUUUGAGUUGGGAACCCUCUUCCUGAAUUGGAUUCUCCUAUUUAUAGAGCUUCGUGCCCCGCGUGUCUUUGACGGUUUUCCUCCUCAAUGGAUAGGUUAGUGGGCCUGGUUUCCCCCCACGAUUUGAUGCUUGCUCCGGAAGUUCCAUGCAUGGUGGUGGAGAUCGUGUGCUUCAACUGCUUUAACUGUUUCCUGGCCACGUUUUCGACCAUCGUGGGGAGAAUUUGACUUGGUCAAUGUGGCACGUGUUACAUGUGCUUGUGUUUAGUGGUGAUUGUUAUUGUCGAAUUUGGCUGUCCCAUUAACUUGGUGCAUUUUCCUUUCCCUUUCUUAAGUCCGAAUUCUACUACCUUGAGUGUUUUGGGCUGAAUGCGUUUUUUUCUCUCUUGGGCCAAAAUAUUGGGCCAACAGAUGCCCCCCAAAAAUGUUGAUUCUCGACUACUAGAUCUUGGAGGGAUCAAGCAUUUUUUGCUCGUGCAAUUCGACUGAGCUUGACGGUUGUUCGCGACUUUCCACUUUUCUGACUUCAAGUCCCAUCAGAGAUCCAAUCGUUUGACUUUUCCUCCAAUCAGAAGCCUUGACGUCUGACUUCGUCUGCCGUGUGCCGUCUCUACUUUAGAGUAAUCAUGGCCCUUUUCUAGCCUUUUCAUUAGGGUUUGCGGUUAUAUAAUAAAAUAACCGUUGGAUUUCAAAAAAAAUUUAUGCAACGUUCUAUAAUGCAGCUUCACGUCCGACUCUUCGUUUGCCUAUAAAUACGCCAUUGUUGGCCUUCUGCAAGCUUUACCGUUUUUUCAAACACUCAAGCUUUCAAAUCCUCAAGCUUUCGAACACUCAAACUUUUGCCUGAUUCUGCUUGUGACCACCUUUCAUCAUUUGGUUUCUGUUUUCCCCGUGUAUUCUCUGAACAUUUCUAUGGCUUCUGGUUCUGGUUCUGACAAUGUCAUCCCUUUGGCUGCUGCAUGUGAGAUGAAUGAAGCCAAACGCACUCCCAUUCCAGAUCCGCCGUAUGACGUGGAGAAACGGGCUAUCUGGAAAUCCCAGGUAUUUAUUCAUAUAUCUGUGAAUGGCAAUUUACGUGCCAUUUUAGGCCCUUUGAAGAAGGCAAAGAAGGGCAGACCUAACAGUCUCCCUGAGGGCUACGAGCAUUUUCACCCCAGCAUUCGUGGGGAUGAGCUCAUUCUUGCAUUUCAACCUUCUUACCGCUUCCCUUUUCUGAAAGAUCCCAAAAGGACUUUCAGGUCUGCGCCUCCUAACCCAUCUGCUGGUGAAGGAGCCUAUCUGAGAUGGCUCGACAGGGUGGAGGCCAGUAAGUCUGGGCAUUGGAAAGUGACUGGAAUUUUCGACCUCAUUCAGUUGUCGAGGUCGCCGAUUACUUAUAACCCUGCUAUGCUUCUGAGCUCUCUUUUCUUUUGGGAGCGGUCCACCAAUAGCUUUCAUGUCCCCUUUGGGAUGCUUUCUCCCACUCUUCUCGAUGUUGCUGCAAUUACUGGCCUCUGGGUGGUGGGUGAUGAUUACCAUUCUUCUGUUGCUCCCACCAAUCCUAUUGCCAUUCCAACAGAUAACAUUGCUUUCAGUAAGUUUAUUAAAGAUCACUAUGUCGAGAAUGGUGAAGUCUCUGAUGCUGAGCAUGUCGCGUUUCUACUGUAUUGGCUUUCUGCUUAUGUGUUCUGCACCAAGUCUUUGAGGAUUCCGGCUAAACUCCUUCCUUUAGCCAAUCUGUUACACGAGGGUCGAAUUAUCGCCAUGGCCAGGCUCGUGCUCGGUAAUCUCUACCAAAUGAUCAAUGAAGCGAUAGCUGACAUUCGAGAUCCUAAGGUUGCGUCUUUGAAUGCAGCUGGUCCUUUCUGGCUUCUUCAGCUCUGGAUGAAUGCGGUUUUCGAGCCAUCUCUUCCAGCCAAGAACCCUCCUCCUACGGUGUCUAACACAAGGAUCGAUGCUUUCAGGCUUGAGGCUCUCACCCCUCCUUAUGAUGCUUCCACGUUCGAGUUUGACUUCAAGAAGUAUUUUACCCUGUUUUUCGAGCUGAAGCGUUUCCGCUCGAGCUUUGCACCGUACCACAAACCUUCUUAUGGCCCUCGGUGGCUAAGGAACUCUUACCCCAAUCUUCCUGGCUCAGAGAACCUCUCUCAGCAUCAAGUCGAGCUUUGGCAGACUAUAUUGUCUCCCAGGGUGUUAACCAUCAACUUUGCCAGUAAUGAUUUUACUCUUUGCGGUUACAAUCCUCAGCUUGUGUCUCGACAGUUUGGGCUGAGUCAAGAUUUGCCCAAUACCUUGUUCGACAAAUCCCUCAUCCUCUAUCCUGGUACCAUCACCAAACGUAGUGUUUUCGACACUACCAUUAGUUACUAUAACGAGGAGGAGCUACUUGGUCUUAGUCCUUUCAGUUUCACUCCAUCCUUUUACGUCACCCAGGCGUUCAAGGCUUGGUGGUCUGCUUAUUGGCAUGAUAUUUCGACGCCAAUUGAGGAUUGCUUCCAGCGCAUAACAAACAUUUUUCUUUUGCAGAGGCAGGCCCCAAAGAAAACUAAAGCUGAACCAAUUCCUCGACCGACCCCUCAUGCUUCUCCUCGGGUGGCUUCUGCGAUUGUUGAAGUGGAGGAUGAUGAUGAUGAUGAUGACGUUGCCUUGGCUGAUAAGCUCAAGAUUCCUAAGAGUCGAAAACGGGGGGCCACCCCUACUACUUCUGCGAGCCAAAAGAGGGCUAAAGGUGCUGGUGAACCUUCUGCGGGCAAUCCCUCCCCUGCUAAAUCAGCCAGUCAACGUGAGGAAGUGCAGCAAGGUGGUGAACAAGGUGUUGAUGAGCAGGCUUCUAAUCCUCUGCUUCAAGGUACUACACCGAUUCCUGUCGAGAUGGCUCAAGCCAAGAAGACCUCCGGGAAAAGGUCUAGUCGCAAAUCUGGUAGCUCCUCUUCCCACCAUUCUAAAAGUUCAACCAGUUCCAGCCCCCUCAAAGCAUCUGGCCCUAAGAUUGCAGGACAAACCCUAGAUUACAACAACAAGGACUCAAACCGGGAUCAAGCAAUGAAAGACCAAUAUAGGGCAUCUGCCGGGGACUGAAACCCAACAAAAAGCUGAGCCCAACAUAAGCAUUGGGGGAUACUUUUCA